AUCUGUGAUCCCCUUCAUUACAUUGCCCGAAUGAGCAGGAAACACUGUGCUGGGCUUAUAACUGCAGCAUUCACUGUUGGUUUUGGGGGACCAGUUGGCUUUUUUGUACCUAUAUCUAAACUAUCAUAUUGUGCUUCCCGUCUUAUUAACCAUUUUUUCUGUGAUGUCACACCAUUGCUAAAACUUUCCUGCAGCAGCACUUUUAGUGUGGAACUUCUAAUUUACAUUGAAGGGACAUUGCUGACUGUCAAUUCUUUCUUCCUUACUCUGACCUCAUACAUAUUUAUCAUCUCUGCUAUCCUGAAAAUACAAUCCUCAGAGGGGAGACAAAAAGCCUUUUCUACCUGUGCUUCUCACCUGGCCUGUGUGAUAACCCUUUAUGGGACAGUUAUUUGCCUGUAUGUGAGACCCACCACAAGUUAUUCCCUAAAAAGAGACAAGUAUUUCUCACUGCUGUACAUUGUCCUGGGCCCAGUGCUAAAUCCCCUUAUUUACACACUGAAAAAUAGAGAAUUUCAAUCUUCCCUAAAUAAGGUUAAAGCAGAGUUUCCUCUGCAAUUCAGCAGUAAACACUUGGUGGUGGUGUUCUGCAAUAUAGAAGGGGAUGAUUCACAAACCAUUUGUUCCUUGGACCACACCUCAGUCAGAGUAAAGCCACAAAUGCGAAGUAAUUCAGCCUUUUAUAAAAAAGCUCAAAUGAAAAAUAUAACACUAAAAGAAUUUGAAAAAGCCCCCGAAAACCAUGAAGCAAAGAAAGAUUUUCCAAUUGAGAAAGGUCAACUGCUAUUGGCUUCUACCUGA
Molecule: messenger RNA, 801 nt
Organism: Xenopus tropicalis (tropical clawed frog)
Lineage: Eukaryota; Metazoa; Chordata; Amphibia; Anura; Pipidae
Product: olfactory receptor 1019-like
Exons: 3
Biological process (GO): detection of chemical stimulus involved in sensory perception of smell; G protein-coupled receptor signaling pathway; signal transduction
Cellular component (GO): plasma membrane; membrane
Molecular function (GO): G protein-coupled receptor activity; olfactory receptor activity
Source: RefSeq, a predicted model, not a curated record